AACAGUUCAUGUUAAAGAGCUGUGAGAGGAGAAUCAGAUGGGAGAGAAACACACAGCCUGGAUGAUAGGACAGAUUGAAAUGAGCAGGUACACUGAGGAUGGAGCUGUUGAGCAUACAAGACUUUCUGAGCUGGAUGGUUGUUGCUGAUUGAAGUGCAAAGCACAGAGGUAAUUAGAGACCUGGCACUGGUACAUCACGACAGCAGCAGUGUUACCAUGGAGACUGGCAAGCCAGGAUUGGCGAGUGCUCCAGUGCACAUCAGCUCUGUCGCAGCGCAGACAGAGAAAAGGAUGGACAUCCAGGCCCCGCUGACGGCUGUUUACAUCCACACAGUGCCUGCUCUACCAGCGCAGCCUUACCCCCAGCCUCCUGCGGCCGGCCACGAGCCAGCCACACUCCAUCUGGCCAUGCCGCCACUUUACUCUAAGGAGACUCUUCCUUUUCUGACACUCCAUAUUGCCGGUGGACUGCAGUCUCAGCCAGGAUUGAGUUUGGCAGCUGCUGCUCCUGCAGCCAGACCUAAGUCGGCAGGAAAGCAUGUGUGUCCUCACUGUGGACGGGACUGUAUGAAGCCCAGUGUUUUGGAGAAGCAUCUCCGCUGCCAUACAGGGGAGCGGCCUUACCCCUGCACCACUUGUGGAGUUUCUUUUAAGACUCAGAGCAACCUCUACAAACAUAAGCGCACUCAGGCUCAUGCUCGCCAAUCUUCUGAAUCAGAGCAAAGCAGCCUGAGCCUAGACAGCAUGUCCAGCUCUAGAGAGACUUGUACCUCCAGUUUGUCUCUGGAUGAGCGCAGUCAGGAUUCAGGCAGCGCGGAAAAGGACAUCACACUACCUGCUGCUGAGAUCACCUGUGCAGCUAGCUCUGCAAAGGUCUACUCCAUGAAGAUGCAAAAUUCUGUCAGAGAACCGGAUGAGUUGACCCCAGCAGAUCAGAAGGCAGAAGCAAAUGAAAAGGUAACAACAGAAGGAGAAAAACAGAGCCUGGAAACUGAAACACUACCGCUGACUGCAGGUCGACACCUUCCCCUUCAGAGACAAGAAGCCACUCUGUUCUCCAAGCAGUGGGAGAGCUCUGUAUCCAAGGGGAAAUCGCAAAGCCAUGAGAGCACAGACUCAGGAUUCAGUGAGAGCAGUGACAGCAUUUUACCUGACCACAGUAUGGAUUCCCUCACCGAAUCCAUUAAAGAGCAUCUUGAAGAAACCACCAGCACACAAACACCUUCAGAACAAGGCCAUGGUGGACAAGAACCUAAAGACAAUGCACGGGAGCAGGAGCAGAAGACGCUGGAGGAGCGCAUAUCAAAGCUGAUCUCAGAGAAUACAGCCGUUGUGGAGGACAAACAGCUUGAGAAUGUAAGGCCACGGAAGACAGUUCUGUCAAAGCAGGGUAGCAUUGACCUCCCAAUGCCAUACACUUACAAGGACUCCUUUCACUUCGACAUGAGGAUCGGUAAGACUCAGAAUGUUGGGUUACAACGAAACAAGAAGCCUUGCUUGUACAACUCUGUGCCCACUCAGCGGUCGAACACCAUGGAGCACGCCCCCCUGACCCGCAGCAACUCUCUUCCAUUCAGCGUCACCCUCCUGCGUCCCGAGAGGAGCAGCCCGACCUCCUCCUAUCACAGUGAUUAUGUAACGCUUGUUCGGAGGGGAAGCUCGGGCCAGAUAAAUCCAACAGGUUUCGCUAUCAAGCCUGUGAACCAGCACUCAUCCACCCACCGCCCACUGGUCCGGCAGACAGCCGUAGACUGCAACCACGCAACAGACGGUCUCUUCAUGAAUUCAUCUGUGGAGGAGGCGUGCACCGGCAGUCUCAGCUGUGACGGGGAUGGCGGUGACAUUUGUGGAGAGCCAAGCAACAGAAAAUUCCGCAGGAAGAAAGUGCAGAAGUUUGCCUACAACAAGUGGUACAUGUACGGGGGAGGGACUUUUAAGAAGCUCUAUAAUGCAGAGAAAGGGGGUGAUGGCGGCGUUAUCAAAGGCAGGAAAUGUUCGACAAACCCAGAGCACGAGGUUGCUCAAGGUCUGCAAAAAAGAUUGUCAGGCGUUCAUAAGGAGGCAGCAGCAACAACUGGCUCGACGAACUUCACAAGCAGCAGUGCAACAGUUUGCCAUCCAGGCCCUCCUGCCAAAGUAUCUCUUGUCUCUGCUGUGGAUUUUAAUCUAAAACCGAGCCAGCUUCACACAAGCAGGACUCCACUUCGUAGAAACCUGUCUUUGUCAAUACUGCCACUACCUUCGAUUGGAUCAUUGGCUAGUCACCAAACAGAAAGCAUGAGCAGAGCAGAAGGUGGAAGAAUGACUGAUGAAGAAAAACAUACUGACUCCACCUCACAGCUCUGUGGAGCACAGAUUCCCUCCGACCGGAAAAAACAGAAAACUGAUUACAAAAUAAUUUGCCCUCUGGAGAUGGAAACCGACCCAAACACACUGACUCAUCCCCCUCCCUCUGUCACUGGCAGCACGCCUCAGCAGGAUACAAAUCUCAGUUAUAUGAACCUUCAAAAAAAUCACACACAGCUCAAAGCGCCUCUCUUCCCAACAUGCAUAAUCAAUGCAAAUACAUCAUCUGUUAGCACAUCGCCGGCCACAUCCACGCCUGCUCCUGCCAAGGCCAGCUUCCUGCCCAAGUACCAGCUCAAGUUACCCAAUGCUGCCGAACCUGAUUCCGAUCCUUCGCCGCAUGUUGUGAAUAAAGGAGCUGAUGACCGCACUUUCACCUCUGCUUUGUCAUCUUCUGAGCAAACUUCACCCUUGGUCAAAACCUCUGAAAACAAAUGUGCGGAUCCUGUCACCUCGCCAUUGGUGCAGACUUGUGAUAUCAAAAAGACAAACACUCUUACACAGCUCCUCUUGCCUUGCACAUCUACAACCCCUUGUCAGGCUGAAACAUCGAGACUCAUCUCAAGUGCAUCAUCUGGCCUCACUGUCAUGCACAGGCAAUUUGCAGCAACCACAAUAACCACAACCUGUCUUCAGAAUUACAAGGCAGGAUUAUGCAGCACUUUGAUACAACCCUCAAAAUGUGCAGCACUCUCAGCGCCUCAGCAGAUACCAACAGUUGCACCUGUGAUUGUAAACUUCCCUGCAACACCUACCAUAACUGCAGCAACUAAUCUGUCAUGUGCUGCUGCCAUUACAGCUUUCUCGCAAGGUCAACCCAGCCUCCCUCAGUCACACGCACAACUUUCAAUAGCAUCAAACCAGCUGAGCCCUGGAAACAACCCAGUUGUACCUUGCCACAUUGUACAGUUUGACCAGAUGCAGCCAGAUGCUCAGAACGUGUUUCAUGUUCACACUGCAGACCUCCAGAUCUGCCUCCAGAUCAUAUCUGACGAGCAGCUGGCUCUCAUUGAACCACAAAUCGAAAGGCAAGAAGGUAGCGCUCUUCCACAGCGGAAUGAUGUGGAAGCGUCUGAGAUAAUCCAAAAGGAAUCUCAAGGGUCUGUAACCAUGGACAGUACUAGCAAUCAGGGGCAUCAGUCAGUACAUCAAAGUGGGUCUUUACCCACACUUAACAUUGGAAUUAAACCUCCACCAUCUGUGCAAUUUGGGAAAGCAGAGACAGAUCUCCACCUUACUGAAAACAGUCAUUCCACUCAGGCUACAGUAUCAGCUGAAUCUACAUCUCCUGAAGUGCUUGGCUCGCCGCUACGCCCACACAAAUAUGGUCAUAUAAACACGGUCACUGUGACUCAGAGCUCUACGGGCGAUGUUAUGUCAACUGCUACUUCACUCAAAGGUGUAAAGUCAGGAAUUUCAGAGGAGGAGCAUACCCUUUCUCUGAGUCAUUGUGCAGAAGAGCAACUUUUGCCAGACCCAAGGGUCAGCCAAGGUGGAUUGAUCUCCCAAACACUCCUUGGACAACACAAGCUCAGCUUGACCUCUCUCCCUCCCAGCACAUUACCUCAGAAUAGCUCAGGAGGUGAAAAACUAGGACAAGAAAGCCAACACAAACUUCAAGCAGCUUCAUGUAAUGUGGGCACAACAAAAGCCAUGGGUGAGGGCUCUGCACUCAAAAGCAUCAGGUUAGAAAGUGGAGGGACUCACCCUCCUCUGCAUGUCGGGCUCAGUCAUGCCUCCGCUGCUGCUGCUGAACUCUCUGGGUCAGUUUCUUCAGUUUCCAUCAAUAAAUGCAAAGCGUCAAAACAGCUGAACUCACAAGCAUUCGUGUACUGCAGUAAUUCAGUGGAAUCGACAUUAUCAGAGUCUCUGAAUUCACCUAAACAUGCAGACAUGGGAUGUGCCAGGAUGGGCCCUCCAGGCCAUUCUUCCCCUUCACAGGAAAUGACUCUAAGCGAACCACAGGAUGUAAUCAGUUCAACCCACGCAGAAAAAUCACUUGCUCAGUUUAUUUCAGUGCCGUCUAACGUCCAGGUAGAAAGGCUCAAAGUCAACCCAGGUGCACCUACAAGUAUUCAGAUCUCUAAUGCAGGGCUUAUGGUGGGAGCCUCGCUGGCGGCCCAAGGGGAACCGCAGACACUGGGACAUGGAGAGACCCCUGGGCAGCCAGACAGCACAGACUGGAGACCAAAGCAGAGCCAAAAGGCUGGAAAGACACAGCUCCAGUGCACGGAGGGGUCAGGAGGUGGAGGGGUGGCUGGAAAGGAUAAGGACAGAGGAAUAAAGACAAAUGAGGUGCCAGGAGAGUGGGAUAAGGCCGAGUCUAACUGCACAUAUACAUGUUCACCAGAUAUGACAAAGCCAGAGGAAGAAGACAGAAAGGUUAAAGUGGAUUCCUUUAAAAACUCUUGGCUACCUGAGCAGCAUCCUCAGCAUCUUUCCCAGACAUACUCAGGACUGUAUGAAUACUCUCCACAGAGUCCUCAGCAAGCUCCAAGCAAGUCAAAUUACCUAAAUUCAUCUGCCAGCAGCAGUCACACAAGCCUCUCCAAUUCUUCACAGCCUCCAUUGGAAAUGAGCAACUUCUAUUUCUCACAGCAACACUGGGAAAGUGGCACUGUCCAUAACCAACAGACACAAAAUUUAUGUGAAUCAGAUUCAAGUCAACGUAUGAAAGCACAGGCCCAACUGACUGAAACAAAAAAUGCUUUUUCACUCAUUCAGUCCCAACCUCAGCAAACAUUUUCACACCAGGACCAGAAGCAGAGCACCAGUCUGUCUGUGCAGCAGGGAAACACUGCCGCAUGUAACAGCAUCACAGCCGUGAACUCCUGUACUAAGUUAAUAUCAGGCGGUCUCAAAAGCCCAAGUGUUUCGCCCGAAGUCAAGGCAUCACCCUCCACUCAACCCAGCCAUCUUUCUUCUUCUGUUCAAGUCAGUAGACCAUCAAACAACAAUGUGUUGGAUAAUAAUAUUAUGCUGCCGUCAGAGCCUUUUACAUACAAAGAACCCAAUGAUUAUCAAGAGACCAAGGAUAAGGUACCAAAUGACUUCAACAAAUACAACUCUUUUUUCUUGUCUGGCCAAUUUCACGGCUACCAGCCGCCCGAGUGUACGAGCAGCGGAGUAAGGCCCGUGCAAAACUGCCAGGACUACACCGAAGACACCAGCAGCAGCGAUGAUGAAGGCAAGCUCAUCAUCGAGCUUUAGCCGACAAAUGCUGAUUAGAGUUUUAUCUUGCUGUAUAUUUGUCAGAGGCAGAAAUAACAUCAAUGGCUGAAUAAUGUAUAUGGGAACAGCUGAGGAACCAUGUGUAAACGCAAAUAAUUUUUAAAAUACAGAUUUUUUCCCCAUGAGUAAUACAUUAGAAUAGGCAACCUUCCGAGAAUAGUGUAGGCAAGGGUCCUAUGUUUCCCAGUUCAUUACGGAGACCUUUCCGUGGGUUUUGUGUUGUCAGCAAUGCUUCCCAUAGGUCAAAUGUUCAAUUUAUAUUUUUCUAGGUCAAUAUUUUGAAAUCAUUUACCUACAGCUUUUAGCCUACUGUUGAUAUAUUCCUUGAAACCUACACCAGUCAAGUCAAUUUUAUUUAUGAAGCCCAUUAUCACAAAUUCUAAUUUGCCACAGAGGGCUUUACAGCAUAUGACAUCCAUCUGUCCUUUGACCCUUUCAGUAGAUAAGGAAAAAAUCCCUCCAAAACCCUUGUUAAUGGGGAAAAAUACAGCCCAUAUUUUCAUGAUAGUUCACAGCUGUGUUGGAGGUGCAUCCACAAUCAUACAGAAAGCACCACUCAUAAUUUCCUCUACUGUUCAAGCAAACAAAAUUGGUUGAGGCACACUCAAUAAUCCAUGGUUUAAAGUUCAAUGAAAAUAUACAUAAGACAUAGCUCAAACAAUACAUAAAUGCCUGUUCCAUAACCUUAGAUGUAUCUAUAUAGAUACAGUGUUCCGGGCAGAAUUACACUGUAUAGGGUACUUAACUGAUCUGUUGAUCCAUUCAGAGGGCGGCACGGUGGCGUCAUGGUUGGCACUGUUGCCUCUCGGCAGGAGGGUCCCUGGUGUGAAAACCGGUUGGAAUGGUGUUUGGUCCGUGGGCGGGGGCCCUUCUGUGCGAGUUUGCAUGUUCUCCCCGUGUCUGCGUGGGUUCUCUCUGGGGUC
Molecule: messenger RNA, 6500 nt
Organism: Plectropomus leopardus (leopard coralgrouper)
Lineage: Eukaryota; Metazoa; Chordata; Actinopteri; Perciformes; Serranidae
Gene: znf831
Product: zinc finger protein 831
Source: RefSeq, a predicted model, not a curated record